Molecule: messenger RNA, 2133 nt
Organism: Rosa chinensis
Lineage: Eukaryota; Viridiplantae; Streptophyta; Magnoliopsida; Rosales; Rosaceae
Product: probable glycosyltransferase At3g07620
Exons: 5
Coding region: 217-2103 (628 amino acids)
Molecular function (GO): glycosyltransferase activity
Source: RefSeq, a predicted model, not a curated record
AGGAGACGACGUCGUUUGGACCCCACUACAUGUGAAUGGUUGAAAUGUAAUACUGAGCAACAUUAGGGGUAUUUCUCAGUCCAGUCUGCUUCUACUUCCAUUGCUUGAGUGUGUAAGAUUGAUAAGAGCAGAACCCAAAGUUGACCAAAGCCUAAAGAGGUCUCUUCUGGGCUCACCCAAAACCCAUUUCAAGCUGUUUGAAUUGUACAUACAAGAAUGGGUGUUGCUGCUCUAACCCAGAGACUAUGCAACUUUGAAAUCCGGAGACUGGUGUUGAUAAUCGGUGUGGCGGUUGUUAUUGUAGUUGUGAAUCAAUGUUUUGAGCUUCCUUAUGGUAAAAGAUUUUACUUUUCACCUGCUGAUACUGGUUCAGCUUCAGUGGUCACAUUGUUGGGUAAUGUUACUGGUUCAAAUGAUUUGGAGUCUGGGAAGUUUGAUGUUGUUGGUGUAGUGGGGAUAGUGGUUAAUAAUACUGGUGGUUUAGAGUUGGAGGAGUUUGAGUUGGAGAAAGAUGCAAGUAAUGUAACUGUUGAGAAGAGUUUUCCGGUGGGAAUCAAUACAAGUGAAGAUGAUAUAUCUAGUGCGGAAAAGACAAUAGAUUUUAGACAUGAUUCUGUACCGAGGGACAGUAGAAUAGGUGAGAGUUACAAGUUAGACAAUGACUCUAAAACAAGCUCAGCGAGUGAAUUUCAAAACGAAGCUGGGAUUGUGUUGGUUGUAUCUCAAGGAGCCGCCAGAAAUAGUCCGGGAAACAUAAAUGCAGUUUCAAAGGGUAACUUCGAACAAACUACUGAUAUUCAAGUGGAGGAUAAGAAGACUGAGCCAUUGCAAUCUGUUUCAGUCACCUUGCAUGAUAAUUCGUCAAUGACUAGUAUUUCAACACUAAGGAAGUGGAAUCCACGACCAACAUCAAUAUCCCAGAUGAAUUUGUUAUUGCUUCGAACCCCCAUUUCUUCUAGUUCUAUGAACCCACGGCGGUAUUCCACACGUGAUCGUGAACUUCAAUCUGUAAAACUGGAGCUUGAGAAUGCUCCUAUCAUAAGGGACAAUCCCGGGCUCAGUGCAUCUAUUUUCCGAAAUCUUUCCAUAUUUAUAAGGAGUUAUGACUUGAUGGAGCAGAAGCUCAAAGUUUAUGUUUAUACGGAAGGUGAAAAGCCCAUAUUCCAUCAGCCUUUGAUGCGGGGGAUUUAUGCCUCAGAAGGAUGGUUUAUGAAACUAAUCGAGGGAAAUAAAAGAUUUUCUGUGAGGGACCCCAGAAAAGCUCAUUUGUUCUAUUUACCCUUUGAUUCGCAUAUGUUGAGGUUGAAACUUAAUGGCACUGGUAAGCAGGGUCUAGAAAAGUAUUUGAAGCGCUAUGUUGGAGUAAUUGCAAAAAAGUAUCCAUUUUGGAACAGAACAGGAGGAGCAGAUCAUUUUCUUGUUGCUUGCCAUGACUGGGCCCCCAAGAUCACAAGCAAGAACAUGGGGACUUGUAUCAGAUCUCUUUGCAAUGCCAAUGUUGCUAGAGACUUCAAAAUUGGCAAGGACACCAGUCUACCUGUUACAUAUAUACGUUCCGUGGAGGAUCCUCUGGCAGAUCUUGGAGGAAAACCUGCUUCAGAAAGAUCUAUUUUGGCCUUCUUUGCCGGGGGCAUGCACGGCUAUCUCCGACCGAUUCUCCUACACUACUGGGAAAACAAAGAGCCAGACAUGAAAAUCUUUGGCCCGAUGCCACGAGAUAUUGAAAGCAAAAGACUUUACAGAGAAUAUAUGAAGAGCAGCAAGUACUGCAUCUGUGCCAGGGGUUAUGAGGUACAUACGCCUCGAAUAGUUGAGGCCAUAUUCCAUGAGUGUGUGCCAGUCAUCAUAUCAGAUAACUAUGUGCCUCCUUUCUUCGAGGUAUUCAACUGGGAGGCAUUUUCGGUUUUUAUACAAGAAAAGGAUAUCCCUUACUUGAGAAACAUUCUGCUUUCUAUCCCGGAUGAGAAGUACCUGAUGAUGAAAUCGGAAGUAAAGAUGGUGCAACAGCAUUUCUUUUGGCACAAGAAACCUGUCAAGUAUGACUUGUUUCAUAUGAUACUUCAUUCAGUUUGGUACAAUAGAAUUCUUCAGAUAAAGAAAUAGAGUUUUGGGUUUUCUGGUCAGCUCAAUUUG